AUGGACGCGGAGAGCGCCGGCGGCCGAGACAGCGCUGCAGGAGCAGGACCAGGAGGAGGAGGAGGUGGACAGGGGGUCUUCGUGUCCGCCCUCCCUCCCUAGGUGAGCUCCCGGAUUUUCGGCGGCCUGGACGUGGAGAGCCUGUGCCACGCGUCUUCGGCGUGCAAGGGCUGGCACUGCGUCAUCGAGGCCAACGGGCACCACUGCCUGGCCGUGCGCUGCCGGCGCGAGAUCGACUGCGACCGCGGGAAGGACUAUUCCUGGAAGAUCACAUUAUUGAGAAAGUACCGGAAAAGCAAGGUGAAGCAAGAAUGGCUGAGAGGGAAAUAUAGCAACAUUCCUUCACAACAUAACUUACCAGAGAAAAUCAUGUAUCCCAUGGACAUUGACACAUGGGGAGAAAUCUUGGAAGCAGAACUUGAAAGAUAAGAAACCAGUGCUGAUUCUUGCAACUCAAAAACCUUUUGCCAAUGAUGCACAAACUGUUUGGCAAUUGUCAAACUGAUUUUGAGUGAUUUUUAACUGAUUUUGAACUGAUGAUGAAAGUUUCUCAGAAGUAGUUACGGGUGACUUUUUCUUUGCAGUUUAUCAUAUUAAUUUUAUGUAAAAUUCUAAAUAAGACUAAAUGUUCAGUUGUAAUUUAUAUUUAUAAAUUUAAUACUCUGCUGUAUUGUCAAAAAUAUGCUGAUUGUAUUUUCAAUUUGCACUUUUUCUUUUGAAAGAGAUGACUUUUAUUUAAAAAAAGAGAGGUAUGUUUCACUUGAAGUGUAUCUUACCAGCAGCACAAGAACCCACAAAGGAAGGCUGGGUUAGGGACAAAUACAGACACUGGAAAGAAAAGAAGAUGACAAGGUGGGCACCUCACUAUCAGCUGAACAUUCCCAGUGUCCACCUCAAGGGACAAAGUCCUCAGAAGGAUCUCUAAACUUGCACCCCGGUUUUUGGCACCAACUUGCAAAACUGCUGCUAGUAAAAGAGGAUGCACCUGUCAUGUUAUCUAACAUAAAAGUGACCACAAAUUCAAUUUAUUACAAUUGUCUUUGACUAUCACCUUUCCCUACCUUCUUUGCACUAAA
Chiroxiphia lanceolata (lance-tailed manakin) is the source of this 1076-nucleotide messenger RNA. It is a transcript of the gene FBXO48, whose product is annotated as F-box protein 48. Gene Ontology annotation, molecular function: protein binding. The record is from RefSeq and is a predicted model, not a curated record. Lineage: Eukaryota; Metazoa; Chordata; Aves; Passeriformes; Pipridae.